Molecule: messenger RNA, 1828 nt
Organism: Cylas formicarius (sweet potato weevil)
Lineage: Eukaryota; Metazoa; Arthropoda; Insecta; Coleoptera; Brentidae
Gene: Bx42
Product: SNW domain-containing protein 1
Exons: 2
Coding region: 80-1687 (535 amino acids)
Biological process (GO): mRNA splicing, via spliceosome
Cellular component (GO): spliceosomal complex
Source: RefSeq, a predicted model, not a curated record
AGAAGUGUCAUUCAAUUGUAUCGCUAGAAAAAUAUUUCUUAUGGUGAAUUAAGUUUUGUUAAAUUGUGUUAUUAAGAUCAUGGAGUUGUCGAGCAUUUUGCCGGCUCCGGUGCAGCCUGUUUGGGACCGAGAUGACGAGCGCAAAAAGAGGGCCGCUGCGAACCCAUCUACCGUUUUAGUCAGCGCUCAAGCCAUAGCACCUCCCUACGGACAAAGGCGAGGUUGGGUACCGCGGAACGUUACCGAUUAUGGCGACGGAGGCGCCUUUCCUGAAAUCGCCGUUGCUCAAUAUCCUCUAGAAAUGGGACGUAAAAAAGAAAAUGCCUCCAACGCAUUAGCAGUACAACUCGAUGCCGAAGGCAAAGUGAAAUAUGACGUUAUAGCCCGGCAGGGCCACUCCAAAGAUAAAAUCGUCUAUUCCAAACUGUCGGAUUUAUUGCCAGUGGAAAUGGUGGCAGAAAAUGAUCCGUCAUUGGAAAAACCGGCGCAGGAAGAGCUCGACGAGAUCACCGAAAGGACUAGACAGGCGUUGAUGAAGAUUACAAAUUCGAAAAUUGCCGCGGCAAUGCCGGUCCGGGCAGCCGACAAAGCAGCACCGGCACAAUUUAUUAGAUAUACCCCCUCCCAGCAAGGAGCAGCCUUCAAUUCUGGAGCGAAGCAGAGAGUUAUUAGGCUGGUGGAGGCGCAGGUGGAUCCAAUGGAGCCUCCCAGGUUUAAGACCAAUAAGAAGAUUCCCAGGGGCCCGCCAUCACCUCCAGCUCCUGUUUUGCACAGUCCCACUCGCAGGGUGACGGUCAAAGAGCAAAAAGAGUGGAAGAUACCGCCGUGCAUAUCGAACUGGAAGAACGCCAAAGGCUACACCGUCCCGUUGGACAAACGGUUGGCGGCGGACGGACGCGGUCUGCAACAGUUGCACAUCAACGAGAAUUUCGCGAAACUCGCCGAGGCCCUUUACAUAGCGGACAGGAAGGCCCGCGAGGCCGUCGAAACCAGGGCCCAAUUGGAAAAGAAACUGGCCCAGAAGGAGAAGGAGCAGAAAGAGGAACACCUGCGACAGUUGGCGCAAAAGGCGCGCGACGAACGCGCCGGCUUCAAGACCGUCUCGAGCCACGCGAAGACCAUGGACGAUGAAGAGCAAGAGCGGGAAAUGCUCAGGCAAGAUCGGCACAAGGAACGCGCGAGGGAGAGGAAUUUAGCCCGGGCGGCGCCCGAUAAGAGGAGCAAGCUGGAAAGGCAAAGGGAACGCGACAUUUCCGAACAAAUCGCACUGGGCAUGCCGGCCCGCGGACCCUCGUCCAACGAAACCCAGUUCGAUCAGAGACUGUUCGGUCAGGCCAAAGGUUUGGGUCAGGGUUACGGAGACGACGAGGCGUAUAACGUAUACGACAAACCGUGGAGGGAAGGCGGAUCGAUGGCUAACCAUCUUUACCGGCCGAGCAAGAAUAUCGAUAAGGACGUGUACGGGGGCGAGGAAUUGGAGAAAGCUAUCCGAACUAACCGGUUCGUGCCGGAUAAAGAGUUCAGCGGGACGGAUAGGAGCGGUGCCGGACGCAGCGGUCCCGUGCAGUUCGAAAAGGAGGAGGAUCCGUUCGGGUUGGAUCAGUUUUUGUCGCAAGCUAAGAGAGCGAGCAAGCGCAAGGAACCGGAGAAGCGCGACGAUCGCGAUAAGAAGAAGCGUAGGGAUUAGUUUCCGGGUCCCCGUACCCAUACCCAGAUACCCCCAAAGCGUGUGGGUAUUUUGGAGAUACACUCCCACUUUGUUUUUUUUUUUUUUUUACAGCGAGACCUGGCGUUUACGGGUACCUGGAUUGCAAAAAUGGUUCAAUAA